This is a messenger RNA of Pyrus x bretschneideri (Chinese white pear), 2040 nucleotides long. RefSeq names its product pentatricopeptide repeat-containing protein At1g06143. Gene Ontology annotation, molecular function: protein binding; RNA binding. Bases 116 to 1855 code for a protein of 579 amino acids. NCBI's taxonomy places the organism in Eukaryota, Viridiplantae, Streptophyta, Magnoliopsida, Rosales, Rosaceae. The transcript has 2 exons. The record is from RefSeq and is a predicted model, not a curated record. Gene Ontology annotation, biological process: RNA modification.
UAUCAAUGUCAAUGUGUCACCCAUUCUUGUUCGGGUAAGAUUACACAUAUACCACAUCGACAAAUUUGCUAACAAAUAAGUGGAAGACUUCUAGGAGGCGCCACAACUUGUGCGGAUGAAAUGCGUAACGAACUUUAACUGUUUUUCAAACCCAAAACGUCUUCUCCAACCGCCCAAAACCCUAAACCCUCAGAACCCACCAUCCAUAGUUGAAAAAUUAAAGAAAUGUUCGACUCCAACAGAGCUAGAAAGUGUAUGUGCCUCAAUGAUCAAGACCAAUGCCAUCCAAGACUCUUUCUUUACGAACCAACUCAUCACCGCCCUUUCGACUUUUUCCCACCUAGAUUAUGCAGUUUUAGCCUUCACCCAGAUGGAAAAUCCGAAUGUUUUCGUCUACAAUGCGAUGAUCAGAGGCUUUGUUCGUUGCGACCACCCAUUUCAGGCUUUGAAUUGUUACAUCAAUAUGUUGAGGGACAUGGUUUUGCCUAGCAGUUAUACGUUUUCGCCGUUGAUCAAGGCCUGCACCUCUCUGUCCGCAUUGCGGGUUGGAGAGUCUGUUCAUUGUCACAUUUGGAGAAAUGGGUUUGGCUCACAUGUGUUUGUUCAGACUGCUUUGAUUGAUUUUUACUCGAAGUUGCGGCAAAUAAGUGAAUCCAGAAGGGUGUUCGAUGAAAUGCCUGAGAGAGACCCUUUUGCAUGGACUACAAUGGUUUCGUCUCACGCUCGAGUGGGGGAUAUGAGUUCGGCGAGGAUAUUAUUCGAUGAGAUGACGGAGAAGAAUGCAGCUACUUGGAAUACAAUGAUUGACGGCUAUGCAAGAGUAGGUGAUGUAGAAUCUGCAGAGUUGUUGUUUAAUCAGAUGCCAACUAGGGAUAUAAUAUCAUGGACUACUAUGAUUGAUUGUUAUUCUCAGAACAAGAAAUUUCGAGAAGCAUUAGCAAUUUUCGAUGACAUGAGGACUAAUGGGAUCAACCCUGAUGAAGUGACCAUGGCAACUGUUAUUUCGGCUUGUGCCCAUCUCGGAGCUCUUGACUUGGGAAAAGAGAUACAUCUUUACACGAUGGAGAACAGAUUUGAUCUCGAUGUUUAUAUUGGAUCUGCACUGAUUGAUAUGUAUGCAAAGUGCGGGACAUUGGAGAGGUCUCUUUUGGUUUUCUUUAAAUUGCGGGAUAAGAACCUGUUCUGCUGGAAUGCAGCGAUCGAAGGGCUCGCAGUUCAUGGAUAUGCUAAAGAAGCACUAGCAAUGUUCAGCAAGAUGGAGAGAGAGAAGAUCAAGCCAAAUGGGGUUACUUUUGUAAGUGUUUUAAGUGCCUGCACUCAUGCAGGACUUGUAGAAGAAGGCCGCAGGAGAUUUUCAAGCAUGAUCCAGGAUUAUUCCAUCUGUCCUGAAGUUGAGCACUAUGGAUGCAUGGUGGUUCUGUUGAGCAAAGCCGGCAUGCUUGAGAAUGCACUAGCGUUGAUAAGAAGCAUGGAGUUUGAACCAAACUCUGUUAUAUGGGGUGCAUUGUUAGGUGGAUGCAAGCUUCAUAAAAACUUGGAGAUUGCUCAAGUUUGUAUCAAGGAGUUGAUGGUGUUGGAACCAAAUGAUAGCGGGUAUUUCAACCUUUUGGUGAACAUGUGCGCUGAUGCGAAACGAUGGGCAGAAGUUGCAGAUAUUCGAUCAACCAUGAAGGAACUUGGAGUUGAAAAGGGUUGUCCUGGGUCCAGUUGGAUUGAAAUGGAAAGGAAAGUUCAUCAGUUUGCCGCAUCUGAUGAAUCUCAUUCAGCUUCUGCUGAAAUUUACUCGUUGCUGGCAGAUUUAUAUGUGCAGCUGAAACUUGAUGUUUGUGUUCCUGAACUUGGCUCUGAGUUAUAGCAGUGCAGUCUUUAAAACAAAAUUGACAUCCACAGGAAAAUACGAACGGCGUUUUCCUCUGCACUGUCACUAGGUUCAACUCAACGCGGUUUAAAAUGAGGCAGGGCAGAUCCACCAUUUUUUCCAUUGGCUCUGUAAUAUGCAGUAUAUUCUUCAUGAAGGGUGUCCCUGUAUAUGGGUGGAUU